CAAGUGAUUGUAAGGUGCGAAAGUGGAUGCUUAGAUGGAUUAGGGCAAUAAUGGGCGUGGUUAACCGUUCUACAAUAAGAUGGGUAGGGAGAAGAAAUGUCAACACGCAAAUAGAUAGACUAUUGACUGAUAUCGGCAUGUGUACUUGUGUAGUAGAUUAUGUAGUGCAUUCCCCCAAUAUUAAACCGCAGGUACAUCGGAUAUUUUUACGACUAUUGAUGUUUCCAUUAUCUUGCUCUCUUUAGUUCCUUCUCCACAGUGCUCGCUCUUAGUCAUCAUAAAACUUCGACAGAACCAAUUGAAGACGUUUGAAUUUGUCAAUUGUGUAUUUUCAAAAGAGAGACAUUUCAAAAUGACUCCCACUCUGGAGAAUAAUUCAGUUCCACGACAACGCUCGUCUCAAGAGAACGUGAAUGGAAACGAUGGAUUGCCAUUACCAAACGAAGAUGGAAACAAUUCACUUAACAGUAUCAAGAGAUUGAGCAACGAUCAGUUUAGCGACAAAGAUGACAUGCGGAUGAAGCGGCAGGUUGGACUGUUCAGUGGCGUUACCCUUAUCGUGGGAACUAUGAUCGGCUCCGGCAUAUUUGUAUCAGCGGGAAGUCUUCUAGCCAAUGCGGGGUCUCCUGGAUUAUGUCUCGUCCUCUGGGGUGUGUGUGGUGUUUACUCUUUACUAGGUGCCAUAGCUUAUUGCGAGAUUGGUACCCUGAUACCUAAAUCUGGAGGAGAAUAUAUAUAUUUUCUUGAAGCAUUUGGGCCGACGCAUAAAUUCUUUGGUCCAAUAUUGGCCUUCAUCUUCGCUUGGGUUACAGUUUUUCUAAUUAACCCUUCAUCAGUAGCAAUUUUAUCGCUUUCAUUCGCCAAGUAUUUAAGCUCACCUAUCCUGACGGCAGUAAAUUUUUGUCCGGAUGAAUAUCUAACCUACGUUUUAGAUCGACUUCUGGCUACCAUUUGCAUAGGUGCCAUUACUUUUGUUAACUGUUACUCGGUAAAGGGCGCUACGCACGUACAAAACAUUUUCACGAUUGGAAAACUGACUGCCAUUGCCAUCAUUAUUGGUGGAGGAUUGUAUUACCUAGGUUUAGGGUACACUGAAAAUCUGGAAAUUGGAUUUGAAGGAUCAGCCUCUUCGUUCGGACAAAUAGCUACAGCAUUCUAUGGUGGACUCUGGGCUUAUAGUGGCUGGAACAAUCUAAACUUUAUUACGGAAGAGCUGAAAAAUCCGUACAGGAAUCUGCCGUUGGCCAUUAUUAUCGCUCUUCCAUUAACCACCAUCUGCUAUGUGCUCAUCAACGUUUCCUAUCUAACUGUUUUAACACCACAACAGAUAAUCUCCUCGGAUGUGGUUGCUGUGGACUGGGGAGAUGCAGUGCUGGGCUCUGCCAGUUUCUUAAUUCCGCUCGGAGUAGUGAUAUCUGUAAUUGGUACAACAAAUGGAACGUUGUUUGCUGCAGGAAGGAUCUCGCAUGUAGUUGGGCGAGAAGGUCAAUCUCCUGAUUUUCUGUCUUACAUACACUUCGAAAGGAAGACGCCCAUUGCCCCAAUUUUGUUGACCAGUCUCUUGGGGAUACUCAUGAUCAUCCCAGGAGAUAUAGCUACGCUAAUAGAUUUCUUCGGAUUUGCAAUUUCAAUCUUUUAUUGCGCUGCUAUGGUGGCAUUGAUAGUAAUGAGAUUCACGAAAAAAGACGAACAUAGACCAAUUAAGGUGCCCAUCAUCAUUCCAGUUAUUGUUAUGGUGGUUUCAGCUAUCCUGGUCGUCGCACCCAUAGCCGCGGCUCCACAAGUGCAAUACUUCUAUGUCCUCCUUUUCAUUUUCGCUGGUCUUAUUUUUUACAUACCUUUCGUAUAUUAUAAGAAAUCGUUACCGGGAAUAAGUUUCAUCACAAUUUUCUUCCAGAAGUUGUUUCAGAUAGUCCCAACUAGUCACGAAUUUGAAGAAAGAUAAUAAAUAAGAUAAAUCAAUACGAGUCACAAUCAUCAGCACCGAUAAAAAAUGAAUUUUAUUUUAUUUUCUUAUGUUUCCCAUAAUUUCUGUGCAUUUUUUGCGAUGUGAUAAUAGUAGCAAAACGUACACAAAACCUAUUAUUUACAUAAAUGCGCAAUUUUUUUUUUGCAAUUGUCUAUUGCUCACUCCAAAAUGUUGUAAAAUCAAGUAGCCUCAAAUUUACACUGCAUAAAUGAGAAUUGUGACAGACAAA
Molecule: messenger RNA, 2198 nt
Organism: Daphnia pulicaria
Lineage: Eukaryota; Metazoa; Arthropoda; Branchiopoda; Diplostraca; Daphniidae
Product: b(0,+)-type amino acid transporter 1-like
Exons: 16
Coding region: 353-1945 (530 amino acids)
Biological process (GO): amino acid transmembrane transport
Cellular component (GO): membrane
Molecular function (GO): L-amino acid transmembrane transporter activity
Source: RefSeq, a predicted model, not a curated record